ACUUUAUGCUCUGUUUCAUUUUCUCUUUUGUAAUAAUUUCGUAAAGAAAAUCCUUUUUAAAAAAAGUAGCUUCUUUUUUUCUCCUUCACUGGAGACUCCAGAACAGUCAAUCAAAAAGCCAUUGAUUCUCUUCUUCUCUCUCACUAUUGUUUUGUGUUCUUCAAGAUUUUCUUUCAAAAAAGAAGAGCACACCUAGCUAUGUCGUCGACAAACGGAGGUGGUUUCAAGUGUUUUUCACCGGAGAAUACAAACUGGAUUUUUCAAGAAGUCAAAGAUGUCACGUGGACGGUGGAGGAAAAUAAACGUUUCGAGAAAGCCCUCGCCUUUAUCGACGACAAAGAAGACGUAGAGAGCUGGUCGAAGAUCGCCGCUUUGAUCCCGGGGAAAACCGUAUAUGACGUCAUUAAACGAUACAAGAAACUGCUGGAUGACGUCAGUGACAUCGAGGCCGGACUUGUCCCCGAUCCUCGCUACGGCUACGACGCCUCCUCAGAGACCACAUGUGAUUACUUCUUUGGGCUAGAGAACUCCUCUUGCGGUUACGGUUACGAUUAUGUCGUGGGAGGAAAGAGAAGUACGCCGGCGAUGACUGAUGGUUUCAGGGCUCCGAUACCAGAGAAAGAACGGAAGAAAGGAGUUCCAUGGACCGAGGAAGAACACCGACGAUUUCUAAUGGGUCUGAAGAAAUAUGGAAAAGGAGAUUGGCGAAACAUUGCAAGAAACUUUGUGACAACUCGAACGCCGACGCAAGUUGCUUCGCACGCUCAAAAAUAUUUCAUUCGACAGCUCACGGAUUGUAAAGACAAACGGCGGUCAAGCAUUCACGACAUCACAACCGUUAACGUCCCCGAGGGAAACGCACCAACAACCACCACACCCGCCGCUGCAACAGUCUCUCUUACUCCAGCCAAUCCUUUUGACGUUUUCCUUCCAAAGCCUCAUCACAGUUUCGCGUUUUCGCCUGCGUCUAGUUAUCAUAACACGUUUCCGCAGUGGAGUUAAAAAUCAUAUAUAAAUCUAGAGUUUGCCUCAUAUAUUGUUAUAUAUGUUUUCUACGCCUAUCCAAUUAUUCAUGCAGGAUUUUGUAAAUAUUUGUAAAGAACUUUUAAAGUUUGUGUGAUCAUGCAAAUAUAGGUUUUGAUUGAUUGUAAUUUCCAGUUAAGCAAGUUUAUAUUAUAAAAUGUAUGUGGCUUAUCCGUA
Molecule: messenger RNA, 1200 nt
Organism: Raphanus sativus (radish)
Lineage: Eukaryota; Viridiplantae; Streptophyta; Magnoliopsida; Brassicales; Brassicaceae
Product: transcription factor DIVARICATA
Exons: 2
Coding region: 199-1002 (267 amino acids)
Molecular function (GO): DNA binding
Source: RefSeq, a predicted model, not a curated record